Caenorhabditis sp. 36 PRJEB53466 is the source of this 361-nucleotide messenger RNA. The record is from the annotation of a GenBank genome assembly. Lineage: Eukaryota; Metazoa; Nematoda; Chromadorea; Rhabditida; Rhabditidae.
AUGAGUUCUCUGACGAAACUGUCCGUCGAAUGUCCGAUUCCAAAGUCCAUGGAGUUCAUGGAGUCCUUGGUUGCGUCGUCUCCGCUCUCCUUGGCAUCUCUGGCGGCGUCCACCCCCAUGUCUGCAUGGUCCGUUCGCGCGGACUCGCCAUCUGUCGGUCUCGCAACUCCUAGCCCGACCGGUGUUGGCGCAGGCAAUGCCAUCGGAAAUCUGCUCAACUGGACUUUUCCGUUAAUGGCGACCGGUUAGUGGGAUUAAAUGAAUACGAUUAGGAUUACUUCGCAAACUGGGUGUCUUUACAGAUUCCUUCAAAAUCGGAACUUUGUGCCCGGAGUUGUUCCCGAAAGAGGAAGGUAAGUAG